UGGGAUUGGGCGCCCACGGGUGAGGUCAUUACCAGGCGCCUAGGAGGGAAGCUGGAAGCGCAGCUUUCAGCCAUCCAAGGAAGACGCUCCAAGUUUUGUCUGGAAAGGCACUGAAGUUUCUUUUACAGCUUCAAGGAUAAGUAGAGUCAGUCCAUCCAAGAAGGGGACAAAGAACAGACAGAAUGAACAGCUUUAAAGGCAUAGACACUUGAAAAGGACAAGUGGAUACAUGGAGGUAUGACAGGAAGUCAUCUGGGCCAUUAUGGCAGUCAAGUGGACUGGUGGACAUUCUUCUCCUGUUCUCUGCCUGAAUGCAAGUCAAGAAGGGCUAGUGGCUUCUGGAGCAGAAGGUGGAGAUCUCAUGGUUUGGGGUGAAGAUGGGACUCCAUUAGGACACACACGCUUCCAAGGGGCAGACGAUGUUACCAGUGUCUUAUUCGCUCCCUCCUGCCCCACCAAGCUCUAUGCCUCACAUGGAGAAACCAUUAGCAUACUGGAUGUCAGGUCUCUCAAAGGAUCCUUGGACGAUUUUCAUGCGAAUGAAGAAGAAAUCAACUGUGUUUCAUUGAAUGAAACUGAAAACCUUCUGGCUUCUGCUGAUGACUCCGGAACAAUCAAAAUCCUAGAUUUGGAAAAUAAGAAAGUUAGCAGAUCACUGAAGAGACAUUCCAAUAUCUGUUCUUCUGUAGCUUUUCGGCCUCAGAGACCUCAGAGCCUGGUGUCAUGUGGACUGGAUAUGCAGGUGAUGCUGUGGAACCUUCAGAAAGCCCGGCCACUCUGGAUUACAAAUUUGCAGGAGGAUGAAACAGAAGAAAUGGAAGACCCACAAUCACCUGGUCAGCUUUUAAACCCCGCCCUAGCCCACUCUGUGUCUGUGGCAUCAUGUGGCAAUAUUUUUAGUUGCGGUGCAGAAGAUGGUAAGAUUCGAAUCUUUAGGGUGAUGGGAGUCAAGUGUGAACAGGAACUGGGAUUUAAGGGCCACACCUUAGGGGUAUCCCAUGUCUGCUUUCUGCCAGAAUCCUAUUUGCUGCUUACUGGAGGGAAUGAUGGGAAGAUAAUGUUGUGGGAUGUAAGCAGUGAAGUUGAGAAAAAACAGAAGAGUCCUACAAAACAUACCCACAAGAAGAAAACCAAAAGGGCAGCUUAUACCAAGCAGGGUGGAAACACUCAUGCUUCAGUAGCAGGUGAAGACGAACAUGGCAAAAUUUUACCAAAGUUAAGUAUUGAACAUGGAGAAAAAGUGAACUGGCUCUUGAGUACAAAAAUAAAGGGAUACCAAAAUAUAUUGGUAGCUGAUCAAACUAAUUGUAUAUCUGUAUAUCCCUUAAAAGAAUUUUAAAUCCAAUAAAACAUUUGAAAAACUGCAGAA
This is a messenger RNA of Balaenoptera ricei (Rice's whale), 1369 nucleotides long. It is a transcript of the gene WDR53, whose product is annotated as WD repeat domain 53. The transcript has 4 exons. Gene Ontology annotation, molecular function: protein binding. Lineage: Eukaryota; Metazoa; Chordata; Mammalia; Artiodactyla; Balaenopteridae. The record is from RefSeq and is a predicted model, not a curated record. The coding region runs from base 263 to 1339 and encodes 358 amino acids.